AUGUGGGAAGAUUCGACCACCUUCACAUGUAUGCAUCGAGGCCCCAACUGCCUCCUGGAGCAGCAGGGCACUUCGUGCCCACCGGCCUCAGACGGCCUUGGGGGAGUCUGCCGGGCCACGUGCGGCGACGGGGUGCGAGGCCCCGUGGAGGAGUGUGAUGAUGGGAAUUCUGUUAGCGGGGACGGCUGCUCUGCCACCUGCCAAGUGGAGAGGGGAUUCACGUGCUCCGGUGGUGGCUUGAAGAGCAUGGACACCUGUUGGCCGAUCUGUGGAGACGGCCUCCGAGUGGACCGAACAUACGCGCCUACCCUUGCAGCUGACAAGUUGGAGGGCUGUGACACCGGGCCACUACCCUCGAGAGGCUGCGAUGCCACCUGCCAGGUCCGGGUAGGCUGGACAUGCGCUCGACCACAAGGCCAAGGCGAGGAGGUCUGCGUCCCGGUUUGUGGCGAUGGCAUCCUCUCGACACCCAUGGAAGAAUGCGACGACAUGAACCUGCAGCCAGGCGAUGGAUGCAGUCCAGAUUGCAAGGUGGAGGCCUUCUUCGAGUGCACCUAUGAUGACUUCUGGCUACGCUCCGUCUGUAAGGUGCACUGCGGAGAUGGACGCAAGCACCCGUCCGAAGCCUGCGACGACGGGAACGUCUGGGAUGAGGAUGGCUGCUCCUCCACGUGCGAAUCCGAACCUGGCUUUGAGUGCCUAGGCGGUGGUUUGACUUUGCCGUCAACGUGCACUCCUAUCUGUGGUGAUGGCUAUGAGGUCUUUGGAGAGGGCUGCGAUGAUGGCAAUCAGAUCCCCUGGGACGGCUGCGAUCAGUUCUGUCAGGUGGAGCAAAGCUACCACUGCACCCGUGCACCGAAGCCUGGUCAAUCAGGGGCCGCUUCUGCAUGCUCGCCAACCUGUGGCGAUGGUCUGCUCAACGGCGAAGAGGAGUGCGACGGCAGCUACAGCCCUCUUCCAGGCAACGGAACGGAGCCGCCUGUGCCUUGCUCGAGGUGCAGGCUGUUGGCCGUGGAUGUUUGUGGUGACUUCCGACGUGGUCCAACAGAACAGU
Messenger RNA from Symbiodinium sp. CCMP2456, 1054 nucleotides. The record is from the annotation of a GenBank genome assembly. Lineage: Eukaryota; Dinophyceae; Suessiales; Symbiodiniaceae.